Messenger RNA from Suillus clintonianus, 297 nucleotides. RefSeq lists its product as uncharacterized. The transcript has 2 exons. Lineage: Eukaryota; Fungi; Basidiomycota; Agaricomycetes; Boletales; Suillaceae. The coding region runs from base 1 to 297 and encodes 98 amino acids. The record is from RefSeq and is a predicted model, not a curated record.
AUGGUCAUCCAGAGCACUCUCUCAACGCACUCUCUUUCCGUUGUACUUCCCCGUUCCAUUCAAUCUGAAAUGGUGACUGUUUCUGUCAAAAAGGGAGAUAGGUUGAACAUCGUGGCUGAUGCAUGGCACAUGGAGAAUGAUUGUCACUAUGAGUGGCAAGCACAUUUUGCACCCGGUGACGCAGAUAUGCCUAGUGUCCGUGCGCGGUUUGCACCCGACGGGAAACUUACUAUCACUGUUCAGCGGCGCAUUCCGGGGCAAACCUAUGGUCGGGGACCGCUGGGAACCAGGUUCUGA